Molecule: messenger RNA, 1504 nt
Organism: Carica papaya (papaya)
Lineage: Eukaryota; Viridiplantae; Streptophyta; Magnoliopsida; Brassicales; Caricaceae
Product: double-stranded RNA-binding protein 1-like
Source: RefSeq, a predicted model, not a curated record
AUUUGCUGGCAGGUACCACUCCAUUCUCAACAGAAAAAACUAAAGACGAAUCAUCAUGUUCAAAUCCAAGCUGCAGGAAUUCUGCCAGAAGAGGCGAACAAUGAGCUUGCCGGUCUAUGAGGUCACCAAGCAAGGUCCGUCUCACGAUCUUUGUUUUCAAGCCACCGUCAUUAUCGACGAUAUGCAGUUUCAUUCUGAUAAACCCUGGAAAACCUCCAAGGACGCCCAAAACGAUGCUGCGCGCGUUGCUCUCUGUUACCUCUCUACUCCUCCUCCUGGUAAUGAUCGUUGUGUUUCGGAUGGUGGCGAUGGCGGUGGAAAGAGAGAGACCGGUUCUUCAGAUGUGAGCUUCCAAAGGACUUCUCAACUAGAGACAAAAGAGGCAAAUCAAACUCCAUUAAGUGUAGCUCCUCCUGUUUUUAAAGAUGAUAAGAUAAUCGGAGGUUCUUCUGAUGCGAGCUUCACGGGGACAUUGAAACCAGAGACGAAAGAGGCAAAUCAGACUCCAUCAGACGGAGCUCUUCCUUUUCUUGAAGAUGAUAGCAAAUUUGAAGGAGCAAAACAUUUGUAUAAAAAUCUUCUGCAAAGCUUGGCUCAGAAGAGAAAUCUCACUUUGCCUAUUUAUUUUUGUGAGCGUGUUGGCCUUCUUCAUGCCAGUCGCUUCAGAUGUAAGGUCAGAAUUGGUACACAAACCUUUGAGAGUCAGGAGUUCUUCACCAAUACAAAGGAGGCUGAACAUGCUGCUGCAAAGGUUGCUCUAAUGUCACUGUCACUAGAUGGAAUUCAGGAGGAUGGCCCUAGUGUCUACAAGAACCUUUUACAAGAAUUCUGUCAGAAGCAGGGUUGUCCUCUACCAGUUUAUGCUACAACCAAAUCUGGUGAACCUCAUGCGCCAAUCUUUAUUUCAACUGUGGAGGUAAAAGGUACAUCUUUCGCUGGAGAGGAAUCGAGAACAAAGAAACAGGCAGAGAUGAGUGCAGCAAAGGUGGCUUACAGAGCUUUAAGAGAAAUAACCUCUAUCUCAGACUAUUCUCAGAAGGCUGAAACGAGCAGUCAUCAACAAACUAAGACUAAAGAUGGCAACUCUGAUGUGGUGGAUGAUUCUGGUAACCAAAUACUGGCUAAAACAACUGCAGAAUCUGCACGUCAGUUGCCUCUGGAAGAUAAUACUUCAUUCACAAGUCAUGUUGUGGUUUUUCCUCGUGCGCAGAACAUGUCAUUUUCCUCUGAUUGCAAUGUGGUCACCAGUGAUAGCUACUGGGUUGCUAUGGACCUCAAGGCAGAACCAGCUCGGUAGAUAGCCUUUUAAGAGUUAUAAGAACUCCAAUAUUUAUGAGAACUUAGUUGAAUGUGAGGCUUUCCGCUAGUUUCUUUUGAAUAAAAAUGUUCUAUAUAUGUGUUUAUUAAAUUAUGAAGCAAACUAGUUGAAGCUGGUAUUUUGUCUUUAAGAGAUUAGCAUGAAAUUUAUUUCAAAUCAACGUGUUGAGAGUAAUUUUGUUUUUAA